ACAACAGUAAUAUCGUAUGAAAGGAGUUGUUCGGUUUCCACUGCCGCGCCCUGUACUACAGCAUACUCGUCCAACAUCUCUCCAUUUCUGAGAAGACCAACAGAAGCUCGGGUGCAUUGGCGAGAAGUGCUCUCCCGUCUCGUCAGUCGACGUGUACUGCACCAGGCGGCGACGAACAGCCCGAGAACCGCGAUCGAGCUCGCAUCCGUCACAAAAGCUGAUUCAUCUCCGUGCCCCAAAUGUCUCCUACCAGCGUCACGAGAGCGGGACUGCCUUGUCUACGCCUUCGCGUCCUAUUGAGAUGCCGCAUGGGAGACGCGGCAGGGGGAUGAACGAGACCACGCGUCUGGACAAGGGCGCCAUGCAUCCGGAAACGCAAGUGUCAUGCAUCCCACGCGGCUGCCGCCUGCCCGAAUUGUGGUGUAUCGCCGCCAGGGUUCAACAUUCAGCUCACUUGUUGGGCAUUUGGCAGGCCCCACGCCCAUGGAUCCGCCGAGGUCGCAUCCGCACCGCGCCGUCCGGGGGCCACAUGCGCCGGGCGCGCGGGGCUGGCACGGCACAGCCUUGGUCACAACGGCAACGGGCUACCGGGCGCAUGCCGACCAACACCUGGGGUGAGGCUACCGAGCAGUCGUGCCAUCUGCUGUAUGCGUGUGCCGAGCUCUCGACUCCCUUUAUUCUAACCCAGGUCCAGCCCUACGACUACUCUAGGAUACGGUGUCUUCAAGGCGCCGUGCGCGUAAGGUGGUCGAGGUGGAGACUAACUUGGGCCCUCGCGUUGCUGACAGGCCAAGCUGCCAGAUUAUCCGUCGCCGAGCUUUCUCCCCCUCCUCGGGCCAACUGCGUCUCGUCCUAGCCAGGACCGCACAUCGUCGGCGGUAGCAAUGAUGGUGGUAAGCGGUGUUGAUGUUGGCGGCAGAGG
This is a messenger RNA of Phanerochaete carnosa HHB-10118-sp, 922 nucleotides long. RefSeq lists its product as uncharacterized. The record is from RefSeq and is a predicted model, not a curated record. The transcript is spliced from 3 exons. Bases 302 to 856 code for a protein of 184 amino acids. NCBI's taxonomy places the organism in Eukaryota, Fungi, Basidiomycota, Agaricomycetes, Polyporales, Phanerochaetaceae.